Molecule: messenger RNA, 1398 nt
Organism: Trichoplax adhaerens
Lineage: Eukaryota; Metazoa; Placozoa; Uniplacotomia; Trichoplacea; Trichoplacidae
Exons: 9
Coding region: 1-1398 (465 amino acids)
Biological process (GO): amino acid transmembrane transport
Cellular component (GO): vacuolar membrane
Molecular function (GO): amino acid transmembrane transporter activity
Source: RefSeq, a predicted model, not a curated record
AUGAAUGAUGAUAACAAGUUAGGUAAACCUUUAUUAAACCCAGUGGAUAACGUUGGAUAUGGUUCAGAGAUCAACUCUGAAGAAUGCGAAGAAUUACUGCCGGAAGACGAACGAACUGACACCGUUCAUGAAGGCAAAUUAUUAAGAGAUUGGGAAGGAUUUAUGACUUUAGUAAAAGUCAAUCUCGGAACCGGUAUAUUGGGUCUUCCGUUUGCUAUGAAAAACUCCGGGUUAUUGUUUGGACCAAUUCUCCUUUUGUUUAUGGCUGUCUUAUCCACUCAUUGUAUGCAUAUGUUGGUUACAAGUAGUCAAAUCAUCAGCAAAAAUGUUAAGGCACCAUCUGUUGAUUACGGAAAAACUGCUGAAUUUAGCAUUAUUAAAAUUUUUCCAAAGAAAUCUUUUUAUGCUAGAAAAUUUGUCAAUUGUGUAAUUUGGAUGAUGCAGUAUGGCUUUUGCGCAACAUAUAUACUCUUUAUGGCUGAAAAUCUUAAGCAGUUAGUUGGUCAUUUUGAUGUAAAAAUAUGGAUGCUGCUACUGGUGCCUCCCCUUAUAGUUUUCAGUUACAUCCGCUCACUGGACAUCCUGUCUUACAUGUCAUUUUUCGCAAAUAUUUGCUUGGUUACUGGUUUAAUCAUUAUUUACCAGUAUAUAUUUCAAGGCAUUCAUCAUAUAGAAAAGCUACCACUAAUUGCAUCACUUGAUGCUAUUCCCCUAUCGUUUGGAAGUAUCAUUUUUGCUUUUGAAGGCAUAUGUGCUGUUCUUCCACUAGAAAAUAGGAUGAAAAAGCCUAAGAAUUUUAGUAAAGUUUUAUGGGCAGCACAGACUUUUAUUACAAUCUGCUACAUGUUGAUGGCUGUUGGGGGUUAUCUUCGUUACGGCUCUUAUAGUCUGGGUAGCAUUACACUUAAUUUACCAAAAACACCUCUAUAUCUAAGUGUUCGUGGUCUGUAUGCUAUAAGCAUCUUCCUCUCAUAUUUGCUGCAAUUUUACGUCCCAGCGAACCUGGUUUUGACACACUUGUCACGUAAUGCAUUAGCUGAGGCUGGUGAGAUCAAAAAAGGAUCAAUUGAUCUAGCAUAUCGAACUAUAAUGGUCAUAGUAACAGCUGCUCUAGCGAUUGCAGUUCCUAAGCUUGGUUUAUUUAUUUCAUUAAUUGGAGCUUUUUUGGGCAGCAUGGCGUGCCUGGUUUUCCCUGCUUUGAUCGAGAUUGGAACACAUUAUUCGUAUUGUCCUCCUGUUUCCAAAUGGAUGAUCUUGAAAGACAUUAUUAUUAUCAUUUUGGGCUGCUUAUGUGGUAUCACUGGAACAAGUGUGACUAUUUAUCGUUUAGUUCUGGCUUUCAAUGGUCAUACAAUUCAUCAUAAUAGUUUGGCCAAUGUUACUCUGAAUUUAUUCUAA